Messenger RNA from Cervus elaphus (red deer), 590 nucleotides. Its product is annotated as histone H4. NCBI's taxonomy places the organism in Eukaryota, Metazoa, Chordata, Mammalia, Artiodactyla, Cervidae. The record is from RefSeq and is a predicted model, not a curated record. The coding region runs from base 7 to 318 and encodes 103 amino acids. Gene Ontology annotation, cellular component: nucleosome. Gene Ontology annotation, biological process: nucleosome assembly. The transcript has a single exon. Gene Ontology annotation, molecular function: protein heterodimerization activity; DNA binding; structural constituent of chromatin.
UAAACAAUGUCUGGACGGGGUAAAGGUGGAAAAGGCCUUGGGAAAGGAGGCGCGAAGCGUCACCGUAAGGUUCUGCGGGAUAACAUUCAAGGUAUUACUAAGCCCGCCAUCCGCCGCUUGGCUCGUCGCGGUGGGGUCAAGCGCAUCUCUGGCCUUAUUUACGAGGAAACUCGCGGGGUGCUGAAAGUGUUCUUGGAAAACGUGAUACGGGACGCGGUCACCUACACCGAACACGCCAAGCGAAAGACGGUCACGGCCAUGGACGUCGUGUACGCACUGAAGCGUCAGGGACGCACCCUUUACGGAUUUGGCGGCUAAGCUGGAACCCACAAGUUUUCUGUAUCAGUCUACCAGGCCCUUUUCAGGGCCACCUAUUUAUUCACUUGAAAGAGCUCGUGGCAUUAAACUGUGGUGUUUUUGUCUUUUCCUUUUUUCUUUGAGAGGAGAUGGGUCUUAGGGAACUUGUGACCUCUGGGUGUAAGUAACUGCUUUAAUAUCUCAUGUUUGUGUACCUGUGCAUUGAAUGCUUACCCUGUGUUGCAGUUACAGUGCCACAUAAAGACUUAAAUUGGGGGGCUCUGUUACUAGGA